This is a messenger RNA of Phalaenopsis equestris, 910 nucleotides long. Its product is annotated as MADS-box transcription factor 16-like. Gene Ontology annotation, biological process: positive regulation of transcription by RNA polymerase II. Lineage: Eukaryota; Viridiplantae; Streptophyta; Magnoliopsida; Asparagales; Orchidaceae. Gene Ontology annotation, cellular component: nucleus. The coding region runs from base 96 to 764 and encodes 222 amino acids. Gene Ontology annotation, molecular function: RNA polymerase II cis-regulatory region sequence-specific DNA binding; protein dimerization activity; DNA-binding transcription factor activity, RNA polymerase II-specific. The transcript is spliced from 7 exons. The record is from RefSeq and is a predicted model, not a curated record.
UUUUAUAAGCAUACUUUACCCCUUUUCUUUCCCAUAUCAAUCUCAACUCCUUCGCUUCUCCUGCUGCUUUGGGAAGCAGAGCAAGAAAGAGAACCAUGGGGAGGGGGAAGAUCGAGAUAAAGAAGAUUGAGAACCCUACAAACAGGCAGGUUACUUACUCUAAGAGGAGGGCUGGGAUCAUGAAAAAGGCGAGCGAGCUCACGGUUCUCUGUGAUGCUCAGCUCUCCCUUGUUAUGUUCUCCAGCACCGGCAAGUUCUCCGAGUAUUGUAGUCCUACCACCGAUACCAAGAGUGUAUAUGAUCGUUACCAGCAGGUGUCCGGCAUAAAUUUAUGGAGCGAGCAGUACGAGAAGAUGCAGAAUACGUUGAAUCAUUUGAAGGAGAUAAACCACAACUUGAGGAGGGAGAUAAGGCAGAGGAUGGGCGAGGAUCUUGAAGGGCUAGAAAUCAAAGAACUGCGUGGUCUUGAGCAAAAUAUGGACGAGGCCCUAAAGCUUGUAAGGAAUCGAAAGUAUCACGUCAUCAGCACCCAGACAGAUACAUUCAAAAAAAAGUUGAAAAACUCUCAAGAAACCCACAGGAACUUACUCCGGGAGCUGGAAACUGAGCACGCCGUCUACUACGUGGAUGAUGAUCCAAACAACUAUGAUGGCGCGCUUGCACUUGGAAAUGGGGCUUCCUACUUGUAUUCAUUUCGUACCCAACCAAGCCAGCCGAACCUUCAGGGAGUUGGAUAUGUCCCUCAUGAUCUACGUCUCGCCUGAUCUCUUAUUAUCUGCAUGCCAACUGCUUAAUUAUAUCUAUGUAUCUGAUGUUCUUACGCUUACAAGUAGGGUCUAGCACUGCAAUUUAUAUACUGCUAUUUGAGUUCCUACUUGAUUUUAAUUCAUAGUUCAUGUUAUUCUGAUAA